Messenger RNA from Carassius carassius (crucian carp), 2018 nucleotides. RefSeq names its product HERV-H LTR-associating protein 1. The record is from RefSeq and is a predicted model, not a curated record. Bases 325 to 1692 code for a protein of 455 amino acids. NCBI's taxonomy places the organism in Eukaryota, Metazoa, Chordata, Actinopteri, Cypriniformes, Cyprinidae. The transcript has 15 exons.
AACUGUGUGUUACAUUUAGCAGAAGGGAGAGAAUCUAUAUCUGUGAGAGUUUCUUUGUUUGUGAUUGUGUGUGAGAGAGAAAGAGAACGAUUCUAUAUCUGUGAGAGUAUCUGUGUGUGUGUGUGUGUGUGUAUUGGGCUGAGAGCAGGUCCUCUGUGUUUGCCAGCUGAGCUCAGGUGACACACUGGAGGGCUAUUACAGCCUGUUGCCCUCUCCGGGGACCAUGAUGCCCUGCUGGUUCUGUGUGUGAGUGUGUGAGAGACAGCGGACAGCGAGCAGACGGCUGUCUGUGUCCUGCAGUGUCUGUGUCUCUCUUCUGCAGAGAUGGCAAAACUCAAAGUAAAACACUGGAUCAGAAUAUGUGUUGUCAUAGUAACACUGUUCCUUAUUCAUACACAAGUUAUAAGACAAAGCAACUUGAUCCGCACAGAGGAACGAGAGCUCCUGGUGUCAACAGAAAUCCCAGCAGAGCACAUUGACCCCGCCUCCAUAGAUCUUACUGGACUCGUCAACUCACUCAUCAAUGCUUCACAACCAGGUUCACAGCAUCUUUUCUCCUUACUCAGUGUGACGUCACACAGUUCACUCUCUCUCCAGAAGCUCACACUGCUGGUCUAUAAUAUCUCAGACUUUCAGGACAUUGAGAGCAGUGUAUUUCCCUUGAGAUACUGUUACUGUCUGACAAACAAGACCAAUGACCUCACAGAUUUCACAGCUAUUCUGCUGGAUGUAAUGGGAAACUCCACCAGUUCCUUGCAAGAACUAUUUAAGUCCAGCUCUAUCCUCUCUGUCAGUCAGAAGAACAGCUCUGACUGCAUCUAUAUCUGUGUCAUGGCUGGAAAGUCAGACAGUGAUCUGUCUCAGCUCUGGGACAUGGGCUCAGUCAGACCUCUGUUUAAUCAGACCAUCACAGAAGAAAUACCCAGAGGUAACAUGACAUUCCCAUUGCUACCCUUUGUAGUGUGGCAUGAUCUUCCAAACACCAGUGAACUGGUACUGUGGCUGAAACCCAGUACAGAUUCCCACAGGAGCACAGGAGGUAUUUUGACUAUUAAGGAGUUUGGUGUGCUGAAGCAGACAAAAAUGAGCCUUUUCAGAGACAAAAACUGCUUCAACAGCUUGAUUUUGUAUUAUUCCCACAGUACCAACCUCUACGCAGCUCCUGAAACUACUGUCACUGUGACGACCCCCACAACCUCAGCCACUAGUCAUCUCACAACUGCUGUGAUCACCCAGCCAAAAGCUGUAAUGGUAACCACAAAUACCAUCGCUCCAAUGAUGACCGUGACAAUUUCACUGCCAACGCAGAGACAAACAACUACGACAGGCAUCCAGCCGCUCUCUAAAGUAUCUCAUACAGAAAAACCAGGAUGUCCAUGGAGAAUAGAGCUAUUUCAUCAAGCAAGUGAGAAUGUGGACCUGAAAGAGACCCUUGAAGAGGAGCUGAUCUGGAGCAGGGUUACCAUCAGCUCAGUGAAGCUGCAGCCGUGUGUGCUUGAGCUGUGCAAGUUUUACACUCAGUGUGUGUGCAGAGGAUUCAGUCACAGAGCAGCAGCGUUACAGCGAUAUUGUGUGGAUAGUCAUCGCUGGUAUGAGAGACACACAGCAGAGGUCUGCAGUCGUAUGAGGAGAGUCACUUUUUCCAAAAAUCUGAAACAGAAAUGUCUGGCAAAAAUGUGUGUGAAGAUGUAAGACAAGACUUCAUUUGCGGGUGACAGACAUCUGAACCAUCUCAACUGAAAUUUAUGUACAGUAUGUUUAAGAGAAACUGGAUUUUGUUAAACAAUGAACUGCAUUGUUGUCAUUGAAUCUGUAUAGUCUAUGCAUCUAGUGUCUAAAUUGCACUUUGUCUCUCCUGAAUAUAAAUAAACCAAACAUAUUUACCCAUGUUUGAUUUUUGAUGUAGUGUUACUCUUACAAACACAAAAAUCAUCUGAAAGAAAUAAAUACCCCUAAAAUGGUGAACGAGUUCGGAGAAAUGUUCAUUAAAUAUUCAGUACUGAGAGGUAUCACUAAAA